CUGCUGUGUUGAUGAAAGUGGACUCCCCAGUCCCGCUUAGCGAUAUUUAUUUUCCAGGGGCUGCCAAGCACCAUCUUCAAGUCUCCAUUUCAAGCUUCCUGCACGUCGUCACGCUGCGUCAGACAAACCCAGUCAGUCACCUGCAACAAUGGCACACCCGCUCCCGCGACUCUUUUCACGGCGCUUCUGCCAAUCUUAUACUCUCCCUCGAUCCCUAAAUUCUAAAUCUCGAAACUCCUUCAGAACCUCAAUUCGCAAUUCACCAUCGCCAGUCUCGAGACGAGGAUACGCCUCUGGCAACCCGAAUUCGAGCCCACUGAAAGUCUGGCCUUUCGUUGGUAUUGUGCUUGCGGGAUCUGGAGCCUAUGCUUUGAUGGUAAAAAGUCGAGUCGGUACGUAAUGGCAAGAGGCCGUAUAUCCUCUCAAUGGCAAGGAGCAGGCAGUUGCAUCUCACAUCUGUGAAGCUGCUUGCUUCAUUUUGAGAGCCGCUUUAAGAGCCGGGAUCAUGAGGCAACGAGCUUUCCAGGAGCUUCACAUCUCUUUUCCGAGAUACACUCUACCUAUCAAUACUCUCGCUGACAUUCCAAACCAUAUGCAGAAAUGCCUCCAACCACUGAACAAAUCGCCGGCCCUAAGAAAGACACACCCACCUUCUCCCCCUCCUCCGUAACAGUCCUUUUCGUGCUCGGCGGACCCGGUGCAGGAAAGGGCACGCAAUGCGCGAACCUAGUCCGCGACUACAAAUUUACGCAUCUCUCCGCCGGUGAUCUCCUCCGCGCAGAGCAAGACCGUGAAGGAUCCGAGUUCGGCGACCUCAUCAAGAGCUACAUCAAGGAUGGCAAGAUCGUGCCCAUGGAAGUGACGGUCCAGCUCCUGGAGAACGCCAUGACGGAGGUUGUCGAGAAGGAUAAGGAUCACAAGGGGAAGUUCCUGAUUGAUGGGUUCCCGCGGAAGAUGGAUCAGGCUCUGAAAUUUGAGGAGACGGUCUGCCCAAGCAAGUUUGUCUUGUUCUUUGAUUGCCCUGAGGAGGAGAUGCAAAGACGGCUUUUGGAGAGGGGGAAGACCAGUGGAAGGUCGGAUGACAAUGCCGAGAGUAUCAAGAAGCGGUUUAAGACUUUCGUCGAGACGAGCAUGCCUGUAGUGGAUUAUUUCGCUGGCCAGAAUAGGGUAGUGAAGGUUGUGGCUACGAAGACCCCGGAUGAGGUGUACAAGGAGACUCGGGAGAAACUCGAGCAGAGGUUGGGAAAGAACUUUUAGAUCGAGGUAUAACCGGGAGUGUAAGAAUAGAGGGAUGGGAAGAAAGGAAGACUGGACCUUUGUGAUAACUUCAAGGUUGUAGUCAUAGCACGCAUGCUCAAUGCGAAUUUUAUUAUCUCACUUCAU
This is a messenger RNA of Cadophora gregata, 1383 nucleotides long. RefSeq names its product bifunctional uridylate/adenylate kinase (gene URA6). Bases 601 to 1257 code for a protein of 218 amino acids. NCBI's taxonomy places the organism in Eukaryota, Fungi, Ascomycota, Leotiomycetes, Helotiales, Ploettnerulaceae. The transcript has a single exon. Gene Ontology annotation, cellular component: nucleus; cytoplasm. The record is from RefSeq and is a predicted model, not a curated record. Gene Ontology annotation, molecular function: ATP binding; UMP kinase activity. Gene Ontology annotation, biological process: UDP biosynthetic process; 'de novo' pyrimidine nucleobase biosynthetic process; CDP biosynthetic process.